This is a messenger RNA of Manduca sexta (tobacco hornworm), 1961 nucleotides long. Its product is annotated as CD63 antigen. The transcript has 5 exons. Lineage: Eukaryota; Metazoa; Arthropoda; Insecta; Lepidoptera; Sphingidae. The coding region runs from base 282 to 1004 and encodes 240 amino acids. Gene Ontology annotation, cellular component: membrane. The record is from RefSeq and is a predicted model, not a curated record.
GCGGCAGUUAAAAUUAACACCUUUUGAAAUAUCACGAAGCCAGACGGACGUCGUAUAAAAUGACUAGAUGACUACAAUUAUUUUAAUGAUUAAAUAUUUACGUGAAAACUAUAGACAAAGGUUACGUACAAAUUGUGAUCGCGUGAAGUGCCUCCAACGAGAUAAAUCCGCUUGUUUUUCUUAUCAAGAUUAAAAUAGUGAUAAAGAUAUCGCCGCCAAAACUGUACAGGUGCAGCCGUCGGGCGAGUGUGUCGUGUGAUUCUUAAUAAAAUAAAAUAAAAAUGUGGGCAAAAAUAUUUACAACAGUGAAAUACACUUUGGUGACAGUGAAUUUGUUGUUCGUGAUAACUGGAAUCAUUAUAUUGUCGGUGGGUGGCUCGGUGCAGUCCGCCUAUAAUGGAUAUCACCACUUCCUUUCGGAUAGAUUCUUCUCGUUACCAGCAUUUUGCAUCGCGACAGGAAUUAUUAUAUUCCUCAUCUCAUUCUUCGGCUUCUAUGGCGCAUUUAUGGAAAAUUAUAUGAUGAACAUGGCGUUCGUCGGCGCCAUGAUACUGAUGUUUAUUUUCCAACUAUCGGCGUGUAUCGCUGGCUAUGCGCUAAGAGGUAACACUGUUGCCCUAGUGCAGCAGCAACUGAUGUCUACCAUGGAAUUGUAUGGACCUUCACUGGAAGUUACCAAGUUAUGGGACGAAGUUCAGGAAGACUUCGAAUGCUGCGGAGUGGUGAACGCGAGUGACUGGAUUGCGCCACUAGGCACCCAGCAGACUGGCGGUCUACCAGUGAGCUGCUGUCCUCACGUUUACGGCACCAUCCAGACGGUAAACUGCACCGUCAUCCAGGCCUAUGCCACUGGCUGCGCUGAGGCGUUCGGCGACUGGGUCAAAUCGCAUGCCACUGCGAUCGGAGUCGCGGGAAUCUUCUUAGUAUUAAUGCAGGCGUUAGCGGUGGGCGGGGCGUUAUGGAUGGCCAAGAUGUCGAGGGAAGAACGAGGCGCUUAUCCAUGAAGUUUCUAGUCCCUUGCUUUUAAAAUCACUUGAGGCAGCAUGUAAAUAGAAAUGAGGUCUUAUGCACAGGAAAAAAGUUACUGGUAUUUUAAAAUUUAAAAGAAAAAUAUGUAAAUAAUAAAAAUAUUUUUUAAAGUGAAUUAGGAUCCUAUUAGGUAUAUUAAAAUAUGUAGGAAAUUAAAUUGUUUGUUGAAUUUAAGAAUAGAAUACGUUAAAAUAAUAAUCCAGAUUUAUUGGGAAUGUGUUUAAUAAUGUAAAUUAUUUACUUUGAUUCAAAUCUCUUUUGCUUUUCAUUGCUUACAUACUGUCUCAAGCGAAACUAGAUAAAUUUAAGUAUCAAUCUGUAUAGCUAAUACUAGAAAUGUGUAAAAAUGUGACAGCAUUGUGAAAAUAUUUACUUAGUAUUACUAAGUUAUGUAGUGUACAGAAUAUCUGAUAAUCUGUUAUUGUUUUAUUUAAUAUUAUUAUGACUGAUGGUCAUUGUUUAAGUUAAAUUAUAGUUUAAAAGUUAUUUACCUUUCAGUUAUUUUUCCCUAGAAUGAACUGUUUUCCAGCAUUUAUUUGGUACAGAUAACGAGACUCUAGAAAUAAAUGUUAACCAUAAACAGACAUCAAAAUUAGCCAAAAGCUUUCUAUCCACAAAAAAAUAUAAAAAAAAUAGUAUUUAUGAUACGUAUACAUAUUUACCAAAAAGGUUUCUUAUUUAUAUCUCGUACACAUUCGUGUGAGUUCGAAAAACAAUUUUAAAAAUGUUGGCGGCAGAGAAUGGAAUUGAUUUAAAUAUGUAUGUAUUUCUAUUGUUAUUUUCACUUUGAAUAUUUUUUAAUUUACUCCAUUUCCUAUUAAAAUACUGUUAAAUAAAAAUGCCGCUAACUUGAACAUAUCGGUACAAGAAUAAAAGUAAAAAAAUUUGGUUAACGAGAUUGUUAUUUAUAAUUAAUACACUAUUAAGCUAUU